AUGGACGUCGACGAGCAAGAUGGGCUAGCGGCAGGUCCGAGUCAUCAUUCACGCUCACGAAGAAGUCACCCUCGAUCGAACCGAGAACUUCGUCAGGAAGAGCAUCGUCGAUGGAGGCCGCGUGAACCCGAGCCGCAGCCUCUUCUUUUUUAUAAUCGCGAUGAGCCCUAUUACGAGUUCACGAAUUUCUCGCAUCAUCCGAUUGAAUUCCGCGGACGUGUAUACCCCACUUCCGAGCACUUGUUUCAAGCUCAUAAAUUUCUGGAUUAUCACCCCGACAUUGCCGAACGGAUCCGAUGCAUGCCCUCACCUAGUGCGGCUCUCCGCGAAGCGACCCGUCUGAACCGCCUCCGCCGUGCGGACUGGUAUGAUGUGAACGUCGGAAUCAUGGAUAUGGUCCUUGAGGCUAAGUUCACACAGCACCCGUCACUCCAACGGUUGCUACUUGAAACAGGGGAUCGGCCUUUGUUCGAGAAUAGCCCUGUGGACUCUUUCUGGGGCAUAGGAGAGGACGCAAAUGGCAGAAACGAACUUGGGAAGGCCCUGAUGCGCCUUCGCGAGAAGUUGCAGAGAAUGCCACACUGA
Sparassis crispa is the source of this 585-nucleotide messenger RNA. RefSeq lists its product as hypothetical. Lineage: Eukaryota; Fungi; Basidiomycota; Agaricomycetes; Polyporales; Sparassidaceae. The transcript is spliced from 6 exons. The coding region runs from base 1 to 585 and encodes 194 amino acids. The record is from RefSeq and is a predicted model, not a curated record.